This is a messenger RNA of Talaromyces stipitatus ATCC 10500, 1116 nucleotides long. RefSeq names its product phytanoyl-CoA dioxygenase family protein. Bases 1 to 1116 code for a protein of 371 amino acids. The record is from RefSeq and is a predicted model, not a curated record. NCBI's taxonomy places the organism in Eukaryota, Fungi, Ascomycota, Eurotiomycetes, Eurotiales, Trichocomaceae. The transcript has 2 exons.
AUGGCUGUGAUCAGACGCCGACUUGGUCACCAGGUCAUUGGCAGCGUUGCCUCCAGACCCUAUCUCGUUCCCAGCAGACUCGAUUUCCUAAAGAAGUCCGCUUUUAUUGACCUAAUAUCUCCACAAUCUCGUCUUAUAAUCAUUAUGGGAUCGACGACUUCAGAAUCGCCAGUCGCAUUGCACGAGUUUGAUCCCAGUCCAUCAAAUGCCCAGGCGGUCAUCAAUGCACUAAUCAAGGACGGGGGAGUCAUUAUCCGCAACCUCCUUUCUCAAGAAGUCCUUGACCAGAUCGAGAAAGAUGUGCGCCCUUACAUUGAAGCCGAUAAACCUUGGAAAGGCGACUUUUUCCCACCCGAGACCAGGCGUGUCUGCGGUCUUGCCGGCAAAUCGCCUACGUUCAUGAAGAACAUCGUGGUCGCCCCAUUGUAUCAGGCUGUGUGUGAUGCCCUCCUCACAUCAACGUAUCACUCCUACUACGGAAAGACGUUGGAAAAAUCCAUUUCCAAGCCUCAAUUAAACAACACAAUCGUGUUCUCUAUCGGCCCAGGAGCUAGGAACCAAGAACUUCAUCGAGAUGACAUGAUCCACCACAACUUAGUGCCUGCAAUCACCGCUGAAGAAUACAAACCUGGACGUGACACCGGCAUCGGCUUUUUUAUUGCAGGCAAGAAAACAACGAAGCAGAACGGUGCAACACGUUUCAUUCCUGGAAGCCAUCUAUGGGCAACAGUCACCGAACCUGAUGAAGAGCAGGCUGUAUAUGCAGAGCUAAGCCCUGGUGACGGGUUCAUGAUGCUCAGUAGCUGUUUUCACGGAGGAAGUGCAAAUAAGACGGUAGAUGAGGAGAGACUGGUGUAUAGCUGCUUUAUGACAAAGGGGUAUCUACGUCAGGAGGAGAAUCAGUAUUUGGCAAACCCUAUUGAGAAAGUCAGGGAAUAUCCAGUUGAUAUGCAACGCUUGAUAGGAUAUCAAGUCAGUCAACCGUUUCUAGGCUGGCUAGACCUGGAUGAUCCUCGAAAAGCGCUAGUCGGGAAUGCAUGGGAAGACGGUCGUGGGGAUGUCUUAGGAUAUGAAGGUGACGCUCCUGAUCGUUCUCACUCAGAGCAUCCUUUCUGA